Molecule: messenger RNA, 4104 nt
Organism: Adineta ricciae
Lineage: Eukaryota; Metazoa; Rotifera; Eurotatoria; Adinetida; Adinetidae
Source: the annotation of a GenBank genome assembly
AUGGCACGUUUGCGUGCUCUAUUCAUGCUAGCAGAUGUUAUUGACUUGCUUGUGCAAGCUGCAUCGCUCGUUUUAGUUCAUCACAGUCGUUCUAGCAGAUUUCAUCACACGCGUGGUCAUUAUUAUUCCGUGAGUCAAAAUGAUUCGAUCAGUUUGGGAACACCAGCAACAAGUUAUGCUGCUGCUGCAGCAACGAGUGCAACAACACCAAGUGCACUAUGUAUGCUUAUCAACGGUCGUCGAGUUCAGCAACAUUAUAAACUAUUAACCGAUGGUGUUGUUCAAGUGUGCCGCGUUCCACACGCAAAAAAUAUCAUUGAAAAAAUACGAUUCUCGCGUUUUCUUCGUCGCUGGGAAGAUCAUCAUAUUCAACUUGGACAAAAUGGAAUCAUAUCAGAUAACAAUGAAGGCUAUAUGGAUAAGCCGAUACUAUAUUCAUCAACUGAAGAUGUCUCGAUUUGGUCGAAAGCUAAAGUGAUCGAUUCGGAAGGCCGAUUCUGUUUGAGAAUAGUCACCAAUGAGUGUAUUUAUUUCUUUCAAGUCAAUACACUCUAUUUGAGAGAUCAGUGGUUUUAUUCAAUUCAAUGGAAGCGAAACAAAUCGAAAUUUGAGCGCAUUUUACGCUCGGCAAAUCGUCCGGAAGUACUUCUGAAAGAAAUGACCAAUAUGAUCGAUUUUGCUCUCUCAACACCCAUCGAAGAUGUUGAAGUUCAUCAUUUUCCCACGGAAAUCAUCUCUGAAAUUCUACAACAACAACAAUAUAAUUUACCACGUUUUGUCCAUGAGAAUGUGAUUGUGGCAUUGGCACCUUUAUUGGAAAAGAACUAUCCAUCGCCGGAAAUUUGUGACUUUUUCAGUCGACACUGCCGUGAUAGCCCACGUUCUCAGAUUGUCAUUGAAAUGUUCACACCUGUCGUGCAAAGAAUACUGAAACAUAAUACGGAUUUUGGUAAAUAUCCACGAAUGAGAAUCUUUGUCCAAGAUUAUCUUCUCGCACUUAAUUCUCAAAAUGAUGGAUUGCGUGUUGUGCAAGAUUUUAUUCGACGCAUUCACGGCCCAACAAUGGUUUGUCCGUUCCCACGUGUUCUCUCAAACUUUGUCUCAGUUUGCCUGGCCGCAAUUUACAAUUUCUUCGAAGAUCGUAAAAAUUUUCGUUUUGAUGAUAAAGACAGCUGCCGAGCGUAUGAAGAGGAAACAGAAACGCAAUUAGUCUGUUAUACAAAGAUGUUGCAGACAAUGUCUUCAUUUGACGACUGGCGACCACAUCUCGGUCUGCUUCUUCAAUCGAUUCCAUUUCCUGAUGAAGCUCUGGCACACGAUCGUUUCAUCGAAAUAUUCAAGAAUGUCGUCAAGCACGUCGUGGAAGAUAGUCGAUGUGAAGUCCAUCAGACAGUCUUGGGUAUCCGCGAAGGCAAAGAAGGCUGGUUUGAAAUGUUCUGUUUGGGUGGUAUUGCAUGUGAUGACGACGGUGAAAUGUUUUCAUUGAUGCUCAGCAAGUUAAUCUCAUGCUGUUGCCGAAAGAAACGCUUUCUAUUAAGUAUUAACAAACUAUUACCAGCUUUGAUGUUGCUUGCAUUACGUGAAAAUCAAAGCUCGUUAGAGACUCUAUGUGCAAUGCUUGACUUAGAUGCUGUGGAAAACCGUGAUAACAAACUGCAACUAAUAUCAACAUUACAAUCAACACCCACCGGUUUGAAAAUGUAUGCCAAAGUAUGCGAGAGAUUGAUAGCCUUACGAGAAUUACAACAAAAAGGCGGGCCCAAGAAGUUAACAUUACCAUCACGUUCAACAGAUAAUGACUUAGCUAAAUUAUUAUCAAGUGGCUCAUUUGGUAAUCUCGAAUGUCUAAGUUUAGCAUUCACGAAUGUUACAAGUGCGUGCGCCGAACAUUUAAUUAAGUUGCCCGGUUUGAGAUAUUUAAAUCUUUGGUCAACACAAUUUGGCGAUGCAGGCUUAGAACUGAUAUCUGAACAUUUAACACGACUGCAAGUAUUGAAUCUAUGUGAAACACCCGUGACUGAUAAAGGCCUUGCUUAUCUUGCAUGUAUGAAAAUGCUCAGAAAAUUGAAUCUGAAUUCAACCCAUUUAUCACCAUUGACAUUUGAAGCUUUGAAAAUGGGCAUUCGAGGGUUUCAAACCUUCAUCGAACAAAAACUAGGUUUACUACGUGAAAUUGAAUUGUACAAUUGUAACGUUUUGUUCGAUGGCAAUUCGAUUUAUCAUCAAAUGUACAAAGAAUGCAAUUUGACUUGCUUAUUCGGUGGUGAAUAUGACAAAUUCUAUGUUUACUGCAAACAGCUAUUCGAAUCGUUUCGUCUUUGUCAAAUCAAUGUGAUCGUUGUUUUCGAUGGUGCAAGACUUGAUGAUCGAAAAUUGGCCACCACUCUCGAAAGGUCAAAGAAACGCAUUGAUUAUUCAACAAAACUAAGUGUGAAUAUCGAUCUAAGUCCACUGCUGCUACGACAAACAUUCAUCAAUAUACUCGAUGAAAUGAAUAUUCCAUAUAUAUCAGCUCUCGGUGAAGGGGAUGACGAAUGUGUUUCACUAGCAAAUCAUUUAGAUUGUUAUUUAAUCGCACGUGACAGUGAUUAUUAUUGUUAUAAUCUUCAUCGAGGUUAUGUUCCGUUUGAUUAUGUGGAUGUAAAUCCAAUCGAGAAAGAUUCGUACCAUUAUUUACCUGCUCGACUGUUUACAAUCGAUUAUCUGCUUGACGAAUUUCCAGGUUUGAACCAUUCCACGCUUUCACUUGCCUGCUGUCUGUGUGGAAAUGAUUAUAUAGCUCCACAGGUAGUACAAACAAUUUUCAAUCAUAUUAUGGAAACGGUGACUAAAGCAAUCGAGAAAAAAUCGAAGAAAACACUCCGGACGACACAUUGGUAUGCUAUGCAAUGGAUGAAACAGUUUGACAAUGUCGAAUUAGCUUUAGAAAAAUCAUUGGAACCUAUUCAGGGUGUUUCAGAAAGAACGAAGGUCGAAAAGAAACUUCGAUCUGCAUUACAAUCUUAUUUAAAUCCAAGUGAUACAUUAAUUUAUCGAUUCGCUUCGUCGACCAAUGAAAAUCUACUGAAAAAUCCAUAUUUUGUUCGAUUAGCUCAAGAAUAUUUGCACGCAUUUGAUUUGAACGAUGAACAAAUUCGCAAUGAAAUUGACAAAGUUUCAUGCGAAAUUAAAAGUAAAUGUAAUCAUUCAAUUCCAAAUUAUAUAUUCGAUGCUUUAACCGAUCUUCGUCUUUCCGAAUCGUUUAUUGAAGUCCUGAUCCAUCGUCGUUUGAUUUGCUCUGCACUGGUUGAGUUAGAACGAGAAUCAUCAAUUCAUGUCGAUGCUAUUCCAAUCAUUUUGCCUUGUCUGACAAUUUUACUCAAAUGGGAUGACGAACAGGAUAAUCAGUCUGUUGUCAUUUAUCACCGAGUGUUAAGACAAUUGAAAGCAUGCACAUAUUCACUCGAUGACUAUAAUGAAACCGUCAAUCUUAAUCAACUGAGCUCUUUGUCGAAUCUCGAACGCGAAAAUCUCGUUUAUAAAUGUUUGAAAAUUCCCUUUUCAUCACGAGAACGAUAUUCCCAAAUUCAUUCGGAUUAUCACCUCUGGUUACUAAGUAUUCAUUAUUGGUAUUCCAUUCGUCAAUUAACACCUGUAUAUCUUUAUGGGAUAAUCAUUUCAUUCGUCAAGUCGAUUUAUUUACAAGAGAAGAAAACCGAUCUCUUGGAAAAUAUCGAUCCGUUGUCAUUACCUCUCGAUGAUAAACACAAUUCGAUACGAAUGGAAGAAGAUACUCGCCGAGCAAUCCUAUCGAAAUUUAAAACCAUGAGAAGCAAAGUUUUUCAUUCGAAGAGUUUUGAUUGCAGCAUCAUCCAUGAAUUUAAUUGUUUGCAAACGAUUUAUAUUUAUACAUUGAAAGCGAAUGACUUCUUCAAUCGACCAUUUCGAUGUCAAAUACCUGCACAUGUGUUUCUCAAUGGCUCAUUUUUCUAUGCAUUCGUUGAGCACUACGAAACAAAACAUAAUCUGAAUGACGCAAUCGCUGUUCUCUUUCAAAAACAACCGAUAGUUUUAGAUAUUAUCAAUAAUCUAUAUGCAGCAGCUUCAUUGAACAUCGAUGCUUAG